This is a messenger RNA of Stegostoma tigrinum, 7291 nucleotides long. RefSeq names its product cytosolic phospholipase A2. Lineage: Eukaryota; Metazoa; Chordata; Chondrichthyes; Orectolobiformes; Stegostomatidae. The record is from RefSeq and is a predicted model, not a curated record. Bases 259 to 2556 code for a protein of 765 amino acids. Gene Ontology annotation, biological process: glycerophospholipid catabolic process. The transcript is spliced from 18 exons. Gene Ontology annotation, cellular component: endoplasmic reticulum; nucleus; Golgi apparatus. Gene Ontology annotation, molecular function: calcium-dependent phospholipid binding; calcium ion binding.
UUCACGCUGUGUAAUAUCCGCCUGAGUUUUCUCUACUUUGUUCUUUUUCUGUUUCAAAACGCUCCGGAGGAAUUACCAGAGGACAGGGGAAGACAGUCAGUGGAAGCAGACACCGUGAGAGGAAUGGAAAUAGACAUUUUCUGAAAACUAUCUAUUUUUUCAUCUGCAAAGAGGAAUCUGCAAGGUCUUGUUUAAUCAGAGUUUGUUGAACCAAUAACCUGUAAAGAUACAUCAAGAUCUGUUCAUCUGCAGUUGAGAAUGGCUUCUAUAGAUCCGUAUUCUCACAUAAUAGUUGAACAUCAAGUUUCCCACAGAUUAACUGUGUCCGUGCUAAGAGCUGAAAAAGUAACAAAGGGAACUUUUGGAGAUCUACUUGACACUCCUGACCCUUAUGUCGAAUUGUUCAUUGCCACGGCGCCAGAGGGCCGCAAACGGACCAAGUACCUUAACAACAUUGUCAACCCAGAAUGGAAUGAGACAUUUGAAUUUCUUCUUGACCCAAAUGAGAAGAAUAUUAUGGAGAUAACUUUAAUGGAUGCAAAUUAUGUGAUGGAUGAAACCUUGGGCAGUACCUCAUUCAAUAUUGGAGAGAACAUCAAAGUAGGAGAAAAGAAGGAGUUUUCAUUCAUCUUCAAUAAUGUGACUACCGUUUUUUUGGACAUGUAUUUAGAAGUUUGUUCUUCAGCUGAUCUGAGAUUCAGUAUGGCACUGUGCGAUGAGGAGAAGUCGUUCAGGCAGUCCAGAAGAGAAAAAGCCAUGCAAGGAAUUAAGAAGCUCUUAGGACCAACACAUUCUAUGAAUGCACCACAAUCAAUACGGGAGGUGCCAACAAUAGCUAUUCUGGGUUCUGGAGGAGGCUUUAGAGCGAUGGUUGGGUUUGCUGGUGUUAUUAAAGCUUUGAUGGAAUCUGGAGUUUUUGAUUGUGCAACCUAUAUUGCGGGACUCUCUGGUUCCACUUGGUACAUGUCAACAUUGUAUUCUCACCCUGACUUCCCAAAAAAAGGACCUGGUGAAAUCAACAAAGAGCUGAUGGAAAGUGUCAGUUAUAGUCCAAUGUAUCUGCUGACCCCUUUGAGGAUCAGACGUUACAUUGAGGCACUGUGGAAGAAGAAGAGGUCAGGGCAACCUGUCACCUUUACUGAUGUGUUUGGGAUGCUCAUUGGCGAAACGCUAAUUCAAGAUAGAAUGAACUCUAAAAUGAGUGAGAUGAAAGAUAAAAUAAAUGAUGGUUUUUGUCCCAUGCCCUUGUUCACCUGUCUUCAUGUAAAACCAGAUGUGUCUGAACUCAUGUUUGCAGAUUGGGUGGAGUUCAGUCCAUACGAGAUUGGAAUGGCAAAGUAUGGGACGUUCAUGCACCCUGCCAUCUUUGGCAGCAAAUUCUUCAUGGGAACAGUGGUGAAGAAAUAUGAAGAGAAUCCACUUCAUUUCUUAAUGGGUGUUUGGGGCAGUGCUUUUUCAAUAUUAUUCAACCGAGUACUUGGAGUUACCAGUUCCAACAAUCAAAGCUCUACCACAAUGGAAGAAGAGCUCGCACAAAUUCAAGCCAAGCACUUAAUUGGAAAUGACAGCUCUGACAGUGAUGAUGAAUCCCACCCCAAAGAGGACAGAAUCGGCAGUGAAGCAGCUGAUAUGGAAGAGGAAAUCCAGAGAAAUAACCAGGACAGCUGGGUACAGAGGAUGUUAAAGACUCUGUUCAGUGACACUGCACUCUUCAACACUCGAGAAGGCCGUGCAGGCAAGGUGCAUAAUUUCAUGCUGGGUCUCAACCUGAACACGUCAUAUCCACUCUCGCCUCUCUGUGACUUUGUAACACAAGAGGAAGAGGAUGAAGAAGUUGUCACAGACCCAGAUGAAUUUGAAAGGAUUUAUGAACCACUUGAUGUGAAAAGUAAGAAAAUUCAUGUGGUGGACAGUGGACUCACUUUCAACCUCCCCUACCCGUUAAUACUGAGGCCCCAACGUGCAAUUGAUCUCAUCAUCUCCUUCGAUUUUUCUGCCAGGCCAAGUGACUCCAGUCCACCUUUUAAGGAGCUCCUGCUUGCAGAGAAAUGGGCAAGAAUGAACAAGCUGCCGUUUCCUAAGAUUGACACCAAGGUUUUUGACCGAGAAGGAUUAAAAGAGUGUUACAUCUUCAAGCCUAAAAACCCAAUGAUAGAGAAAGACUGUCCAACCAUCAUCCACUUUGUACUGGCAAACAUCAAUUUUAGGCAUUAUAAGGCACCAGGUGUGAAACGAGAGAGUGAGAAAGAAAUGGAGAAUGUGGACUUCGACAUCUUUGAUGAUGCUGAUUCCCCAUAUUCUACUUUCAACUUCCAGUAUUCCAAUAAGGCAUUUACACUGCUUCAUGACUUAAUGGAGUUCAACACACUUAAUAAUAUUGAGUUGAUUAAAGAUGCCAUCAUCGAGAGCAUUAAGUACCGGCGACAGAACCCAUCUCGCUGCUCUGUAUCCCUCAGUGAUGUGGAAUACAGAAGACUGAAAAAGUCACUUAGCUUUGAUGGGCUGCAGUCCAGAAGGAAGCGACAUGCUGCUGAGGAACAACAUAAACCAAUGUAGCAACAACUACCUUCUGCAGCAUUACCACAGGAGGAGAAUGGCAUUUCCAGAUACUGGCAGUCAAAUCUUAUCUACCCAAGCUGUCAAUAUUCACUCCUUGGCGUGGACUACACUUUGGAUCUUACGUAAUAUUCUGACUGCAAACAGCAUAUCCAAAUAAUAACAAAACGAAAGAGCAGAAUCCUACUUAAAAACAACAGUGAUGGUAAUAACAUGAUGGACAAGCUGUGAAAGAUAGAGUACACAAACUGAAGAUUCUAUUGUCGUGAUUAAAACCCAUUUCCUUUUCACUUAUUUUUUUCUUUGUUUUCCUAGCCAUCUAUGGAAGGGGUGUCAUACCUUGGCUCUCAACUAAUGCUGGUCUGAAUUGAUAAAAGUGGACUAAGCAGAACAUGGUGAUGAUAAUAUUGCUGGUUCCUUCUCUUCCCAGUCCACUUUAUACCUUAAGCUCCAACAAUUAAAUGCCUGUGAUCAGGAAGUCAGAAAUAGUUACAAUUAUAAAUUAAAUCUUGUGAUAUGUUGCACAUUGCUGAGGAAUUGAAUUUAAAGUUUAACAUUCAAAACAUGUUUCUUUUUGGGAUCUGUAACUCAAAAGUCUGAAUAAUAACAGUCCUUUUGCAUUCUGAUUUUACUUAAAAAUAGUAGUGUCAUCAAUAAGUCUGGUACAACCUCAGAUAUCACACCUGAUCUUUCACGCCUUAAGGACAGAGAUACUGUUUGCAAACGCAAGACUUGCUGGUUAUACACUGAGAAUGUCUCAUUAGCAUGUCUUCAUUCAGAUCUUUCAUUAAUACAUCUGGCUCAUGGAUAAAUGGAUUCUGUCAUUACUAAGACAGAUACCCAAAGCAGUUUCUGAUCCCUACUAUGUGUUAAAUUGACUGGCCUCAUUUGGGGUAGUACUGAAACACUCAAAUUGAAUUCAGUGUUCCCUGACACCAAUUAAAAGAGAUGAUGGUUCCCUAUGUCACAUCUGGAUCAGAUUUACUGCAAGUAUCCAGCAUGCUCCAUUAUCACUUCUUUUCCACAUUACCAGUAAAUGCGUUGGUUUGGUUCCAACAUUCCACUUCACAUUUGUGACAUCGCAUGAAGUCAGUUGAAUGCUACCCUGCCCCAACAAAGCACCAUAAGUUAACUUUGCUUUUGUAUUAUAUGUAUCAUUUCUUGAUUACCCAAAGUAAAAUUGGUAAACAAAUUCUUCAGAAAAUUGUAUUUAAGGCUGAGACUUUGGAAAAUGGCCAAACAUACAACUUCCCGAUCAGGUGAAAUUAUUGUCUAUGUGGAUCUCUUUAUUUCUACAAUUUCCCUCUCCUGAGUCUUCUACUAUCAGUCCCUUCAGACUGAGCUGUGUAUUUUUACUUUGUCAGUGCUCAGGAAGCAUGGGAAUCGAUUGAAUUUGGGAACGCAUCAGUGGUUUCCUUCCUAUCACAAAGGGAAACAAUCUGUUUUGGCCAGAUAUUCCACCUAGUGGCAAUCAGCAAGAACAAGGGAAAAACUAAAUGUAGCCAAACAAGAGAGAUGUAUUCAUGGGGUUUGAGGUAUAACCAUCAGAAUCAUCAAAAUCGUAAGCUUCCUUACCAAAACACUCUGCUGCAUAAUUUGGUGGUAACCCUUGUAUAAAUGACUCUUAGGGUAAAACUAUAAUCUAUUGCCACACUUAUUUCUGAAAAUCCAAAAAAGCAAUGUUUUGAGAGCCAGUUUCUGCUUUAUAGCUAUUGGAGACAACACCAUUCUCAGUUUAUAAUCCAUUCUAAAUGACGUGACUUUUGUUAAUGUGCAUUGUAUACAUUUGGAGGAUUAAAAGCCCAAUUGCCUGUCUCUUUCUCAUCUGGUGCACCUGCCCAAAGGCCACAUCACUGAACUAUUUUCAGGUUUAUGCCAUAGUUAAAUUUAUAAGUGGGCUGUGGCUGACAAAUGGGCAGUCCCUGUAUUUACCAAUUUGGUGUGGCAGGGAAUUAGUUUGCAAUGAUCUGUCCCUUAUGUGAGGUGUGCUUGAAAAGAACUCAGAGCUGGGGAUGGAAACAGUGUCAGGGCUGGUCAGCAACUCUACCUGAUUGAACAAAAAUCUUUUUAAAGCAAUAACUUAACUUUUCCAAGUAGGCAAGCAACAAGAAAUGUUUCAUUUUAUUCCACAUAUUUCUCCAACAAAAUCGUAAUUGAACUUCUCCAACUACCAUAGGGUCUGAUCUGAAUAUUUCAAACAGUUCCUGUUUUGGGUAAGAGUUCCUGCUCCUUAAAAAGUCUGAUUUCUAAAAACGGUCCAAAAUUUUCCUUCCCCAGUAUGAUAUAGGGAGAGACUAGAGAUACAGACAGACAUAUGGCAGGUAAUGAGAGGCACUAUCAAGUAAAUGUGGCGUGAUUCUAAAGGGUUGUGGGAAAAGAGAGGCUUUGGGAAUUUUGCAUAAAAAUCUUUCAAGGUAGGAAGGCAAAUUCCAAAAUGAUAAAUGGGAUCCUUAGCUUUAUUAAUCAAAAGCAAGGCGAUUACACUUAAACUCUAAAUAACACCAAUUUGACCUUGGCUGGGUGUGCUGUAUUCAACUCUGGGCCUGCAAGAAAGCUCUGAGGAGACUUAUUUCAAUUAUAUGGAGAAACUGGGCUGCCUUCCUUAAAGCAAACAUCAUUAAGAGAAAUAAAAACAGAAGAAUCUGGAAACACUUAGCAUCUCAGGCAGGAUUUGUGGAGAGAAGCAGAGUUAACGUUUCAGGUCAAUUAAUUUUUAUCAGGACUGGGAUACAGUUCCGAUGAAAAGCCAUGACCUGAAAUGUGUCUCUGCACAAGAGCUGCCUGACUUGCUCUGUGCUUUUGGCAUCCUCAGUUUUUAUUUUAGACUAUCAGAAUCUUCAGUUAUUUUGCUUUCAGAUUAAAAAGAAAUUGAUAAAGUUCUUCAAUGUCAUGAAGGACCUUAUUAGGCAAUUAUUUAUAUUGGGUUUCACUCACUUGUAGCACAAUAAUACUGACAGCCUCUGACAUGCCAAUAAAGUUUUAUCAACUGCUCCCAGUCCUUCAUCUCUGCUACAUCAGAUGCCUCUGUUGUUCCAAAUGCAGGAAAGGUAUUUCUUUCACUUGCAUUGAUUACAAUAUAUGCUUUUAGUCUCUGAGAGAAUUCAGGCACUUUGUUAUGGGUGAGAGUGGGGCACGGUAUACUUUCACUUGUCUUAAUUCCACCAAAUGUCAGUGUAGGGAGUGGGAAUUGUAGCCACUUCUUAGUUCUUCACUAGCUGAUUGGUACUCUGCUGGUGGACUGAAUGUAUGCCCUGCAGAUCUGCUACAUUUCAUCCAAACUACCCAAACUCCUUUACGAUGGCUGCUUACCGGGAAGGAUCAUUGCUCCAUAAACUGCAUUCUGUUAUUUCCUGGGUUAGCUUAGGAAGCUGAGAAUCUUCCAUAAAGUAGUGUUAUCUUCUAUAGAAUUAAUGUUAAAAGUUGAAACUUUUUAAAGUUUCAAUUAUGGAACACUUGCAAAGGCUAGAUGAUGUGCUACUUUGAAGAGGUGAUUGCAAAAGUUCAAAUACAUGUAAUUUCCACUAUAUUCUUCAGUGGUGAUUGCGUAUGGCGCAUUAUGAUUGGAGCACACAAGACCAGAACACACUCACUCUAACACAGACCUUUUGAAAGGAUGAUAAAUAAAUCAUCCUGUAUUUAUAUAACAGUUAUGAUUUUUAUGUUUUAUUUCUUAAUUGAAUGUUGAUUCUGCUUUGAUUAAUAAUAAAAAUGAAUUGAUCAGAUCAAAUGUGAUAAAAAAAUCAGGGCAAAAUUGCACCUGAAGAUCAAUACUCUUCCAACUAGCUGAAAACGCUAACUCUUGGGUAAAAACAUAUUUGAAGACCAAUGCCCAGUAUUCUGUACAAUAAAACGAUGCUUUGAGUGUUACAUGUGAAAGGUAAAGGCAAUACCUAACCACUGCUGAGUUUCAUCUACAAACCAGAACAACCCAAUAUAUCAUCCCCAGCCUGUGCUGAUUGGAUUAAGUUUAACUAUCGCAGUGGUAGGCUGGGCAGCUUCAAGUGACCCUCAUUUACCUUGGUUAGGAAAGGGAGUUUUGCUUCGUGUUCCUGAGUGUAUCCAGCAAAUCCUGCUGGAAAAUGCAUGCAAAUGUGAAUGUUAGUUCUAAUACUUUCUGCAAUUCAAUAGUUUGCCACCUUUCAGUAUCAAGGCUGAUGAUGAAAAACUCGGUGAGAUGCCAUGAGGGCAGCAAACAACCAUCAAUUCAUCCAGCAUCAAUCAGCACCUUUAAACGAAGUGGACCUGUUAAAGAAGUGGGGAAGAGGGAAAAACAGAAAAACACGUAUAAAUGUUUGUGCUAUAUAUUUGUAAACCUAUUUAAUUUAAUCUCAUAAAUAGAUUCUAAAAAUAUUUGAGAAUUCCAAACAUAUUGAUAAACAUAGCUGGAAUAUUAUUUUAGUCAUAUGGUAUGUUAGGUUUUAACAAGUUAUAUGAAUAAAUAUGUGUCAUUUUGUAAUUGCUAUGUACUUAAAGAAUAAAUGGUGUUGCUAUGGGAAAUUCUUUAUAUUUAACAAUUUUUAAAAACAUUCCAUGUGGUUAUUUAAAUAAAUGAUUAAAUAAAUGCAUGUGCUUGCUUUGAUUUAUAUUUUUAGAAGUGUUCUGUCAUAAUUUCAUCUGGUAACAUGAUGGCUUGCAUGUUUAAACAGGUAAUUAUUCACUUAUUGAAACAUUAUCUUUGCUGAUAUGUACCCAUUUUUGUAACUCACUCAGCCUCCACCCUUUCCUUGAGCAUUGA